This is a messenger RNA of Erinaceus europaeus (western European hedgehog), 3324 nucleotides long. It is a transcript of the gene BUB1, whose product is annotated as BUB1 mitotic checkpoint serine/threonine kinase. Gene Ontology annotation, biological process: mitotic spindle assembly checkpoint signaling; protein phosphorylation; meiotic sister chromatid cohesion, centromeric. Gene Ontology annotation, molecular function: protein kinase activity; ATP binding. The record is from RefSeq and is a predicted model, not a curated record. The transcript has 25 exons. The coding region runs from base 68 to 3298 and encodes 1076 amino acids. NCBI's taxonomy places the organism in Eukaryota, Metazoa, Chordata, Mammalia, Eulipotyphla, Erinaceidae.
GAUUCGAAUCCCGGCGGCACCCAAGCUCGUUGAGUGGAGCGGCUGAUGCUGCGGGUAUCCCGCCGCCAUGGAGAGCCCAGAAAACGUCUUCCAAAUGUUUGAAGCUCACAUGCAAAACUACAAGGGUGAUGAUCCACUUGGUGAAUGGGAAAGUUACAUGCGGUGGGUAGAAGAGAACUUCCCUGAGAAUAAAGAAUUCUUUACAACUCUAUUAGAACAAUUAAUGAAGGAAUUUUUAGAUAAGAAGAGAUACCACAAUGAUCCAAGAUUUAUCAAUUACUGCUUAAAAUUUGCUGAGUGCAACAGUGACCUUCAUCAGUUUUUCGAGUUUCUGUACAACCAUGGGAUUGGCACCCUGUCAGCCCCUCUGUAUAUUAUGUGGGCUGAGCAUCUGGAAGGCCAGGGAGAGCUCCAGCACGCCGCUGCGGUUUUCCGGAGAGGAAUUCAGAACCAGGCUGAGCCGAAAGAGCUGCUGCAGCAUCAGUACAGGUUAUUUCAGGCACGCCUCACUGAAACCCAUUUGCCAACUCAAGCUAGAACCUCAGAACCUCUGCAUAAUGCUCAGAUCUUAAACCAAAUGAUGACAUCGAAAUUAAAUCUAGAAAAUAACUCAGCCAACGUUUCUAAGAUUCAGGGUCCAGUGCUUUCUGAAGGACAAUCAUCAGAUUAUAAUAGAGAGUCAGAAAAGGAACAAAGAUUGAUAAUGAUUUCUAAAUCAGAAGUUUCUGCACACUCAUCUUUAACAGCCAAAGCUGAUGUUCAACAGGUUGUUAUGUAUUGCAAAGAGAAGCUUAUUCGUGGAGAAUCAGAGUUUUCUUUUGAAGAACUGAGAGCCCAGAAAUAUAGUCAACGGAAGAAGCAUGAACAGUGGGUAAAUGAAGACAAACAUUAUAUGAAAAGGAAAGAAGCACAUGCUUUCGAAGAACAACUACUAAAACAGAAAAUGGAUGAGCUUCAUAAGAAAUUACAUCAAAUUGUAGAGCCACCCCAUGAGAACCAGUCUGCUUUCCAAGAAAGAUCUAAGGUCAGUCCAGCAUGUAUGGAGCCAAGUGUAGGCUCCCACCAGGAACUGAGAGCUUCAGCCCUUCCAGUUGUCAGCCAGCAGACCUCAGAGAACAUGGGAGAGGAAGCUCCUCUUGUUCCUCUUAUGAAGGAUGCUGUUUCUUCGGUGACCCCUGCCUUUAGCCAGAGUAUAGCUCCUUCAGUUCCAUUGACAAUCCAACCAGUGACAGAUUCCAUGUUUGCAGUGGCUACGAAAGAUGCCAGAGGUAUAAAUGAAAGCAUCCAUGAAUUCAAGCCACAGAGCAAAAGCAUGAUAAAGGAAGUUUGUGAAACACAUAAGCUUACUAACACAGGCUCUUUUCACACAACUCCAAACACUUCACUGGGAAUGGCCCAGGCCACACCAUCCAAAGUGCAGCCCUCACCGACCGUACACACAAAAGAAGCACUAGGUUUCAUCAUGAAUAUGUUCCAGGCUCCUACAUUGCCUGAUAUUUCUGAUGACAAAGAUGAAUUGGCAGCUCUUGAUCAAAGUGAAGAUGCAUUUGAAGCCCAAUUCCAAAAAAAUGCCGGGUCAUCCAGGGCUUGGGGUGUCAAUCAGAUUAUCUCUUCUUUAUCAACUGCUUUUCCUGUGUUUGAAGAUGGAAACAAGGAAAAUUAUGGAUUACCACAGCCUAAAAAUAAAACCACAGGAGCCAGGACCUUUGGAGAACAUUCUGUAAGCAGAUUUCAUUCAAAACCAAAUGAAGUGUCUCAUUCUGAAGAGUUUUUGGAUGAUUCAACUGUCUGGGGUGUCCGUUGCAACAAAACCCUAGCUCCCAGCCCCAAGAGUGCAGGAGACUUUACCUCUGCUGCACAGCUUGCAUCUACACCCUUCCAUAAACUUGCAGUGGAUCCAGAGCUUGCUUUAGAAGACAAAGAAAAUGUAGCAAAACCACGCACCAAUGUCAGUUUGAAUUCUUGUGAAGGAAACGUGCUGAGACCCUUAAGAGAUAGGAAGUUCAGUCCAAUUCAAGAGAAAAGCCCAGAACCAUCACUUCACACAAGUAUGUCUUCAUCUUUGGUUCAUAUGAGCCAGCCUCUUGCCAGUGGUGUGCUGGCCAGUGAAGCACAGCAGAGCCUUGCAGUUUGUAAACCCAUGGAUUUAGACCUUGCCAUUACAGAGGAGGCUCCAGAUACCAAAACUGGGUUUCAACCAGAACAAAUGCAAACUGAUUCACUUGGGAGUGUCCAUACUUCAGACUCUACUGUUGAGAAUCCAUGGGAUGAUUUAUUGAUCAUCAAACUUUUAUCUGGACUGUCUAAACCAGUGAGCUCCUAUGCAAAUACUUUUGAAUGGCAAUGUAAACUCCCAACCAUCAAGCCAAAGACUGAAUUUCAAUUGGGUUCCUUGCUGGUCUAUGUGGAUUGCCUUCUUGGAGAAGGGGCUUUUGCCCAAGUCUAUGAAGUUACUCACGGAGCUGUGAAUGAUACCAAAAAUAAAAAGAAAUUUGCCUUAAAGGUCCAGAAGCCUGCCAACACCUGGGAAUUCUACAUUGGAACUCAACUGAUGGAGAGACUGAAGCCAAAUAUGCAACAUAUGUUUAUCAAGUUCCAUUCUGCCCAUUUAUUCCAGAAUGGCAGUGUUUUAGUAGGAGACCUCUACAGCUAUGGAACAUUAUUAAAUGCCAUUAACCUCUAUAAAAACACCCCUGAAAAGGUGAUGCCUCAAGCUCUAGUCCUGACUUUUGCUAUGAGAAUGCUCUACAUGAUUGAACAAGUUCAUGACUGUAAAAUCAUUCAUGGGGACAUUAAGCCCGACAAUUUCAUACUUGGGAACAGAUUUUUGGAACAGGAUGGUGAAGAUGAUUUGUCUGCUGGAUUGGCAUUGAUUGAUCUGGGUCAGAGUAUAGAUAUGACACUUUUUCCAAAAGGAACUAAGUUUACAGCAAAAUGUGAAACUUCUGGUUUUCAGUGUAUUGAGAUGCUCAGCAACAAACCAUGGAACUACCAGGUUGAUUACUUUGGAAUUGCUGCAACAGUGUACUGCAUGCUUUUUGGCACUUAUAUGAAAGUGAGAAAUGAAGGAGGAGUCUGGAAGCCUGAAGGUCUUUUUAGAAGGCUCCCUCAUUUGGAUAUGUGGAGUGAAUUUUUUCACAUCAUGUUAAAUAUACCAGAUUGUGACCAUCUACCAUCUUUGGAUUUAUUAAGGCAAAAGCUAAGGAAUACAUUUCAACAACACUAUGUAAACAAGAUUAAGACCUUACAUAAUAGGCUAAUUGUGCUACUCUUAGAAUAUAAACGUUCUAGAAAAUAAAAUGUGGAAAUUCCCCCCAAAAGGAA